UCGUGACGGGAUUAGUUUAGUUUCCACUGAGCUUUUGUUUGCUUUCCAUGGCGAUGAUAUAAUAAAUCCUUCUUCUUUCUCCCACACCAUUUCACUUGCCCACUAAACAAAAUUGAUUCUUUUUACCCUUCUUAUACCCACGAAGGAUUCAUGAUUUCGUAAGCUCUACAGAUCUUCUGAAGAUGGCUCUGCAUUUGAGUUUGUCUCUGAUCUUCCGGAUUUACGCUAUUUUGUUGCUACUGAUCAAUGUCUCCUUCGCUAAAACACUUAAACGAGACGUGAAAGCGUUGAAUGAGAUAAAGAGGUUAGUUGGGUGGAGAGUGGUGUACUCUUGGGUUGGAGAUGAUCCUUGUGGAGAUAAACAUUUGCCUCCUUGGUCUGGAGUCACUUGUUCCACUGUUGGCAAUUACCGUGUCGUCGUCAAGCUAGAAGUGUUUUCAGUGUCGAUAGUUGGGAAAUUCCCAACGGCUGUAACGAGGCUCCUCGAUCUCACUGUUCUGGAUCUGCACAACAACAAAUUGACAGGACCUGUUCCUUCAGAAAUUGGGCGCCUUAAGCAUCUUAAGACACUGAAUUUGAGGUGGAAUAAACUUCAACAUGCUCUGCCUCCUGAAAUUGGUGGAUUGAAGAGUCUUACGUAUCUGUACCUGAGCUUUAACAACUUCAAAGGAGACAUCCCCAAAGAGCUUGCAAAUCUCCAUGAGCUCCAAGACCUACAUCUUCAGGAGAAUCAUUUUACUGGGCGGAUCCCGGCGGAGUUGGGAACAUUACAAAAACUUCGCCACUUGGAUGUUGGUAGCAAUCAAUUAGUGGGGAGUAUAAGCGAUCUUUUACGCAUACAAGGAUGCUUUCCCGCUCUUAGAAACCUGUUUCUAAACAAUAAUUACUUCACUGGUGAACUCCCAAACAAGCUUGCAAAUCUAACAAACCUGGAGAUGUACUUGUCUUUCAACAAACUGACUGGAGCAAUACCUUCUGCACUAGCCAAUAUACCAAGACUAACUAACUUGCACUUGGACCACAAUCUAUUUAGUGGGAGUAUCCCUGAAGCCUUCUACAAGCAUCCGAAUCUAAAAGAUAUGUCCAUAGAAGGGAACGCAUUCAAAACAGACGCGAAGGCGAUUGGUACACAUAAAGUCCUCAAACUUUCUGACACAGACAUCCUUGUUUAGUGCAUAUUACAACCGUGUUUCAUUUCAGAUAUUAAUUUGGCAGUGUAAUGAUUUAAUUUCUAUGUUACAGCAAUAUUUUGUACUUGAUGUGUUUUCUGAAUCUGAAAGAUUCCUUAUCCAUAUAUUAAAAUUGAAUGGAAAGCAAUCUAGUUUGUUCUUUUCACUGUCCUUUUGAGAAAGCAAAGAACCAUAAAGCUGAAGCGGGAAAAGAAAUAAAAAGUGUUCUUAACUUUACCUGCACACCUUUAUGAUCCAAAUAUGAAACUUGCAUGCAAAGCAAUAUUCUCAAAAACCCUUCAAAAACCAAAACCCUGAAACACAUCUAACCCCAACCUUCUCAAGUCCUCCCACCAUAUUUUAGUUUGAAAAUGGAUACCUUGAUCAAGCAGACAAGGAGGAGACAUCCAGCUUCCCAGGAAAAAAAUAGAGAGGUUGGUAGCUCCACUAGAGAGAAAAAAGUGCCGGCAAGGAAGUCUGUUUCAUUCAAAGAAG
Camelina sativa (false flax) is the source of this 1664-nucleotide messenger RNA. RefSeq lists its product as uncharacterized. Gene Ontology annotation, molecular function: protein binding. NCBI's taxonomy places the organism in Eukaryota, Viridiplantae, Streptophyta, Magnoliopsida, Brassicales, Brassicaceae. The record is from RefSeq and is a predicted model, not a curated record.